AUGGAGAACCCCUUCCUUCCCUCCACUCUGCCGCCAGCACCCAACCUCUCCGUGCCCAAUUCACCGGACUGGACUCUCAACCUGACGGCCGGGCAGGCGGCCCCAGCUCCGGGGCCACCACCGCCAACACCACCUCCAACGCCUGGAAUCUCCAGCCGCCGCGUCCGCCUGGUCUUGCUGGGAGCCAUUCUGGUGGUGGCGGUGGCCGGUAACACCACAGUGCUAUGGCGCUUGUGUGGUGGCGGCAGCGGUCCCUGGGCGGGUCCCAAGCGCCGCAAGAUGGAUUUCUUGCUGGUGCAACUAGCCCUGGCCGACCUGUACGCGUGUGGGGGUGCAGUGCUGGCACGGCUGGUCUGGGAACUACUGGGCGGUCCCCGCCCGACCACCGGAGACCUGUCCUGCCGCUUCGUGCACCUGCUGCAGGCGUCCGGCCGCGGCGCCUCGGCCCACCUCGUGGCCCUGAUUGCCCUCGAGCGCCAGCGCGCCGUGCGCCAACCACAGGGUCCGCCACUGGCCGCACGAGCCUUCGCCAUCCUGGGCUGGCUGCUGGCGCUGCUGCUGGCACUGCCCGCGGCCUUCGUGGUGCGCGCGAGCGACCCCUCGCCCAGGCCAGCCCCCUCGGCGUCCCCAGACACCCGUGCCCGGAUCGGAGUGCAUCGUUGCCACGGCAUCUUCACGGUCUUGCCGCGUUGGCACCUGCAGGUCUACGCGCUCUAUGAGGCUGUCGUGGGCUUCGUGGCGCCCGUCGCGGUUAUGGGCAUCGCCUGCGGCCGCCUGCUACACGUCUGGCGACAGCGCCAGUCCCAGGCCCCAGCAGCGGCGGCAGUGCCCUGGUCAGCGAGCCCGGCCCGAGUCCCCGUACCCAACACACUGCCCCGCGCCAAGGUGCAGAGCCUGAAGAUGAGCCUGGCACUAGCGCUGCUGUUUGCCGGCUGCGAGCUGCCCUACUUCGCAGCCCGGCUUGCAGCCGCUUGGUCAGCCCAACCCACCGGAGACUGGGAGGGUGAGGGUCUGGCAGCGAUGCUGCGAGUCCUGGGAGCGGCCACUAGCGCCCUCAAUCCCUUUGUCUACCUCUUCUUCCAGGCAGAGGACGGCCAGCUCCGGCGGCGGCUACGGAGACGCCUGGGCGCCGUCUGCGGCGCACGGGAAGCCGUCUUGGAGGAGAGCGAGGAUGCCCACGGCCACCAGGCACUCCACCGCCACCGCUGGCCGCACCCGCACUAUCACCACGCCCGCCGGGCGCAGGCGGACGAGGGCUGCGGCCGCCCACCCCCGCCGCGCCCCAGGCCGCUGCCCUGCUCCUGCGAAAGCGCCUUCUAG
Messenger RNA from Ochotona curzoniae (black-lipped pika), 1320 nucleotides. RefSeq names its product G protein-coupled receptor 150 (gene GPR150). Gene Ontology annotation, molecular function: corazonin receptor activity. Gene Ontology annotation, biological process: neuropeptide signaling pathway. The transcript has a single exon. Gene Ontology annotation, cellular component: membrane. The record is from RefSeq and is a predicted model, not a curated record. Bases 1 to 1320 code for a protein of 439 amino acids. NCBI's taxonomy places the organism in Eukaryota, Metazoa, Chordata, Mammalia, Lagomorpha, Ochotonidae.